Panicum hallii is the source of this 1491-nucleotide messenger RNA. Its product is annotated as P-(S)-hydroxymandelonitrile lyase-like. The coding region runs from base 1 to 1491 and encodes 496 amino acids. The record is from RefSeq and is a predicted model, not a curated record. Gene Ontology annotation, cellular component: vacuole. Gene Ontology annotation, biological process: proteolysis. Gene Ontology annotation, molecular function: serine-type carboxypeptidase activity. NCBI's taxonomy places the organism in Eukaryota, Viridiplantae, Streptophyta, Magnoliopsida, Poales, Poaceae. The transcript has 9 exons.
AUGGCUCGCAGCUCCGGCCACCACCGCUCUCCACGGCGCGCCGCCGCGACGCCGCCGCUCCUCGCACUAGCCGCCGCCGGCCUCCUCCUGCUGCCGCUGCUGGCACGCGGGUCCCCCGAGCAGCAGCAGCUCGAGGACGACCGGAUCCUGGGGCUGCCGGGGCAGCCCAACGGCGUGGCGUUCGGCAUGUACGCCGGCUACGUCACGGUCGACGAGCAGGCCGGCCGCGCGCUCUACUACUGGCUCCAGGAGGCCGACCGCGAUCCGGGCGCCGCGCCGCUCGUCCUGUGGCUCAACGGCGGGCCCGGCUGCUCCUCCGUCGGCUCCGGCGCGCUCGAGGAGCUCGGCGCGUUCCGCGUCCACACCGACGGGGAGACGCUCCUGCUCAACGAGUACGCCUGGAACAAAGCGGCGAACGUGCUGUUCUUGGAGUCGCCGGCCGGCGUGGGGUUCUCUUACAGCAACACCAGCUCCGACGUGGUCAUGGGCGACAACAGAACAGCGCAUGACUCGUAUACGUUCCUGGUGAAAUGGUUUGAGAGAUUUCCACAGUACAAGUACCGCGAUUUCUACAUUAUCGGAGAAAGUUACGGAGGUCACUUUGUUCCUCAGCUCUCGCAGCUUGUGCACACGAACAACAUCGGCGUGGAGAAGCCUGUCAUCAACUUCAAAGGUUUCAUGGUCGGGAACGGUCUGAUCAACGACCACACUGACAUGACCGGCAUGUUCGAGUACUGGUGGCACCACGGCCUCAUCUCCGACGAGACCCUGGAGAGCGGGCUCAAGGUCUGCUCCGAGACCUCCUUCAUCCACCCCUCGCGGGAGUGCCUGGAGAUAUGGGCCGGGGCCCUCGAGGAGCAAGGCAACAUCGACGUCUACAGCAUCUACACGCCACCAUGCGACAAGGGGAGCGCAUUCGAGCUCCGACUCAAGAGGAGCCGCCGCCGCGCAUGGAUGCUGCCCGCGUAUGACCCGUGCGUUGACUUCCACGCGACCAAGUACAUGAACCUCCCCGAGGUGCAGAAGGCCAUGCACGCCAACGUCACAGGCAGCAUAGAGUACCCAUGGAGCUUAUGCAGCGAUCCCGUAUAUGAUAACUGGCCAGAGACACCCCAUUCCAUGCUACCCAUCUACAAGGAGCUCAUUGCAGCUGGCCUCAAGGUGUGGGUCUUCAGUGGUGACACGGACACUGUGGUGCCGCUGACCUCGACCAGGCGCUCUCUUGCCGCCCUGGGCCUUCCUGUCAAAACCAACUGGUACCCCUGGUACAUGGUCCCAACUGAGGUUGGCGGCUGGAGCAUGGAGUAUGAAGGCCUGACCUUCGUCACCAUCCGCGGCGCCGGGCACGCGGUCCCCCAGCACCGCCCGGCGCAGGCGCUCGUCCUGUUCCAGCACUUCCUGCAGGGCGAACCCAUGCCGGCCGAGGCCAGUAGUUUCGCUUUCGCUGACACAUCGAAUCAACUUUAUUUGCUGAAGUUGACUGACAACUGA